AUGGGCAGGUUCGUGAGCGUGAGGAGUGCUCACAGAGAGGAGGCCGUGGUGCGGGGGGCCGGCGGUGCAGGGGGGCCCCGGUGCACGGGGGCCGGCGGUGCGGGUGGCCGGCGGUGCGGGGGUCCGGCGAUUCUCUUCGUCCCAGCACUUUCCUGUUUCUUGGUUUUAAAGAACAUAUUAUUAGGCAAAUCUCAAGACAAGUCCUUUGGCCAGCACGAAGUAUUCACGGUGGAGCAAAACGGGUACAAGUUCCUCUACUGCUCCGCACGGGCCAUCGGGAUGGCGGACAUGACGCGGGGCUACCUGCACUGGGUCAACGAGCGGGGCACGGUGCUGCCACAGGGGCCGCUGCUUCUCAGCCCUAGCAGCCUCUUCUCCGCCUUGCACAGAGAAGUGAUCGAAAAGAAGCCAGAGAAGUUUAAAGUCCAGUGUUUGACAGACAUCAAAAACUUGUUUCUUCCAAAUACAGAACCCUUUUAUGCUGCUUUUGGAAACCGACCAGCUGAUGUGUACUCGUACAAGCAAGUGGGAGUGUCUCUGAAAAGGAUAUUCACUGUCAAUCCCAAGGGAGAGCUGGUGCAGGAGCACGCGAAGACCAACAUCUCCUCGUAUGUGAGACUCUGCGAGGUGGUCGACCACGUUUUCCCCUUGCUGAAAAGGAGCCAUUCUUCCGACUUUCCCUGCUCAGAUACAUUCAGUAACUUCACCUUUUGGAGAGAACCACCGCCACCCUUUGAAAACCAGGACGUUCAUUCUGCAUCAGCAUAGUACGUUCCGGGCCACCUCCUGACAGCCUGCGAAGAUCAGGUGCCCCCAUUAAAGGAUAGGUCUGGGAACCUGCAGUCAUUUGCUUAAGAGCAGAGGGGCAUUUCUCUCCCGGUCCCCCUGGCCGGGGUUGACAUUUCUGAGUGAUGUGUACGUCCUAGACGGGGCGUCGGGUGCGUCCCUGGUGGGGAGGCCGUGCCCGGUUGAGGCUUCAAGCCCGUGGCAGCGCUGCCCUCCCCAGCCUGCUGCGGGCUGGGAGCGGUUAGUGUGCAAGAUGGGCUGUGAGGCGGGGGUCCCUGGGAUGACGGGAUCCAAGGAGGGGCGCCAGGUGUGCAUGGCUUCUGGGAGAAUGGGGGACACGUUUGUGCCACGUGGAGGGCUGUGCAGGGUCCUGUGACCUGAAUCUGAGGUCUCGGAAGGGACUCCAAACCCCACCGUUCUGGGCCUUGACCUUGCGGAUGUCCCCUUGUGGUAUUUGCCGACUGGUCUGCUGUUUUUAAUUUCUCUGGUUAAAGCUAACCUAUAUAACUGGCAUAUUUUCCCCUAUUUUUGUGGCACAAGGCUGGAAUAUUUAUGCCUUAACGCACCAUGGCAGACGUUUUCUUUAGAAUGUGCUUUGUCCAGCUCCCUGUAACUCUGCGAUGCCUUAAGUUCAGACUAUAGGAAAUAUUAAUUACUAAGGCGGUAUUUCGAAUCAGUUCGACACUCUGCCAGCAAACUGUCCAGCAACGCGCUGCUGAAAACGUGGGCUCGCACAGAGCUUAUGCCAAGUGGUGAUGAUGUCAGUUUCUUUUGGGAGCUCUCAACAGAAACUGGUUGGUUUUAAGAGAAUAGUUUGAAGAAGUUAAAUUAUAUUCUUUGUAGAUAGUAUUAUUUAUUACCUUACUCUGAUUGGGUUACUAUUAUAAGCAUUUUAGCCAUGUUCUUUCUAUUAUAACUGUCAGUAAUACAUUAAAAAGAUAUACGUGUUAGACCAUCCAAAGAGCCUUACUCUGUAAUUCUCACAACACUGACCUUCUUUUGGAAUUUAUGAGUCAUACUUUUUUUUUUUUUUUUUUUUUUUUUUUGCGGUACGCGGGCCUCUCCCUGCCGUGGCCUCUCCCGUUGCGGAGCACAGGCUCCGGACGCGCAGGCCCAGCGGCCGCGGCUCACCGGCCCAGCCGCU
Messenger RNA from Physeter macrocephalus (sperm whale), 1930 nucleotides. It is a transcript of the gene LPIN1, whose product is annotated as lipin 1. Gene Ontology annotation, biological process: fatty acid catabolic process; triglyceride biosynthetic process; positive regulation of transcription by RNA polymerase II. The record is from RefSeq and is a predicted model, not a curated record. NCBI's taxonomy places the organism in Eukaryota, Metazoa, Chordata, Mammalia, Artiodactyla, Physeteridae. The transcript has 6 exons. Gene Ontology annotation, cellular component: nucleus; mitochondrial outer membrane. Bases 1 to 768 code for a protein of 255 amino acids. Gene Ontology annotation, molecular function: phosphatidate phosphatase activity; transcription coactivator activity.